AGGCAUUAAGCCAAAGAGCAAAGCAAAUCGCAAGUGAAGAAAAGGAGAAGAGAGGAGAGAGAGAGAGAGAGAGAGAUUGGCAUCUGAAACUGAUCAUCGAGAUUUACGUUUCUCCGUUGGCGUCACGCCGAAGCUUCCAUACUCUUUCGCUCUUCACCAGAAACCCAAAGUUUUAGCAAAACUGCAUCUCUCAAAAAUCUCUACUUUCUUUCUCUUUCUCUCUCUUCUGACUGUUCAUCACUUGGUGGUCACUGAAUCUGCAGCAAUGGCGAUUCCAGAUUCCUCACUCUUUUCCGCUUUUGCCUUUCUCUCAAGCUUCUUCUUCACGAAAUGCCGUUGUUAAAAAGUGAUUUCUCCACUAUCCCCUUCCUUUGCAUUUAUUCUACUCUCACUCGUCUUCUACGAUCAGCUUCCAACGCCUCUCUUCAGGAUUCUCGUCUCAACCCACCUCAAAGUUGCAGGUGAAUGAGAACACUUUUAUGUGAGUGAGCCUAAGAGUAUUUCAAAGGACUGAUAAUGGUGAUUGUUGCGGCCUUCAUUUUCCUUUUGGUCUCGCCUUUUGUUUCCCAUUGUUUGUCUGCAGACAUAGACUCAGACAAGCAAGCACUGCUUGAGUUUGCAUCUCUCGUUCCUCAUAGUCGCAAACUCAACUGGAACACCACCAAUCCAAUCUGCACAUCUUGGACCGGCAUCACCUGCUCCAAGAACAACGCCCGCGUUAUCGCACUCCGUUUGCCUGGAUCUGGACUAUAUGGACCUUUACCAGACCAGACAUUUGAGAAGCUUGAUGCUCUCAGGAUUAUUAGCCUGCGAUCCAACAACCUUCAAGGGAACAUUCCAUCUGCCAUUCUCUCUCUUCCUUUUAUCCGAUCGCUCUACUUUCAUGACAAUAACUUCUCUGGCACUAUCCCUCCCACUCUUUCUCGUCGCCUUGUUAAUCUUGAUCUUUCCACCAACUCGCUAUCGGGAAACAUUCCCACGACUCUACGAAACCUUACUCAGCUCACCGAUCUCAGCCUACAACACAAUUCUCUCAGUGGGCCAAUCCCUGACCUCCCUCCUAGCCUGAAAUACAUCAAUGUCAGUUACAAUAACCUUAACGGCUCAGUCCCAUCUUCUAUCAAGUCCUUCCCAGCAUCCUCCUUUCAAGGUAAUAGCCUUUUAUGUGGCGGUCCUCUAUCUCCGUGCUCAGAGAACACCACUGCACCAUCUCCUGCCCCGACUCCACCCGCCAAAAGUCCUGGUUCAGCCAAAAGUCCUGGUUCAACCAAAAGAGUUCUCUCUACUGGAGCUAUUGUCGGCAUUGCAGUUGGAGGUUCGAUUCUGUUGUUUAUCAUUCUUGCCAUCAUAACCCUUUGCUGUGCCAAGAAAAGAGAUGGCGGGCAAGACAGCACCGCAGUGCCAAAAGCUAAACCGGGGAGGAGUGAUAACAAGGCCGAAGAGUUUGGGAGUGGGGUGCAGGAGGCGGAGAAGAACAAGCUGGUCUUCUUUGAAGGAAGUUCAUACAACUUUGAUCUUGAAGACUUGCUCAGAGCUUCGGCUGAAGUUUUAGGAAAAGGAAGCUAUGGCACAACUUAUAAGGCCAUCUUAGAGGAAGGAACCACGGUGGUGGUGAAGAGGCUAAAAGAAGUAGCAGCUGGGAAAAGGGAAUUUGAGCAGCAGAUGGAAGCUGUGGGAAGGAUUAGCCCACAUGUGAAUGUAGCUCCUCUCCGUGCUUACUACUUCUCAAAAGACGAGAAACUGCUCGUGUAUGAUUACUACCAAGGGGGCAAUUUCUCCAUGCUUCUUCAUGGAAGUAAUGAGGGAGGAAGAGCGGCGUUAGACUGGGAAACAAGGUUGAGGAUCUGUUUAGGAGCUGCAAGAGGAAUUUCACACAUCCAUUCUGCAACUGGUGCUAAACUCCUACACGGAAACAUCAAAUCACCAAACGUACUCUUAACCCAGGACCUCCAUGUCUGUGUCUCAGAUUUCGGUAUAGCUCCAUUGAUGAGCCAUCACACCUUGCUCCCAUCAAGAAGCUUAGGGUACAGAGCACCAGAGGCCAUAGAAACACGGAAACAUACUCAGAAAUCUGACGUGUACAGCUUCGGUGUACUGUUGCUAGAAAUGCUGACAGGGAAAGCAGCCGGGAAGACGACAGGGCAUGAGGAAGUGGUGGAUCUGCCCAAGUGGGUGCAGUCGGUGGUGAGAGAGGAGUGGACUGGAGAAGUGUUUGACGUAGAGCUCAUCAAGCAGCAGCACAACGUUGAGGAAGAGAUGGUGCAGAUGUUGCAGAUAGCAAUGGCUUGUGUAUCUAAGCAUCCAGAUUCUAGGCCUUCCAUGGAGGAAGUGGUUAACAUGAUGGAGGAGAUUCGGCCUUCUACAGGUUCUGGUCCUGGUUCUGCCAACAGAGCCUCUUCGCCGGAGAUGAUCAGAAGCUCUGAUAGUCCGGUUUAGAUUUCUUGUUUUCGCAAAUCAUUAUUUAUUUUGCUUUUUCCUUCUUCCUCUUGGUAAUAAACCAUUUCGUAGUUCUAUGUCUGACUACUUGAGCAUAAUUUAUUUUUCAAACAUUAUCUGGAAAGGUAAUGUAACUGAAACUCUGUCCUUAGAUUGGUUUUUUAGUGUGUGGUUAGUAAAGUUUCCAUUUUCUUUGGCAUGAAAAGUAAGGGCGGUCACCGUGGUCUUUAGUCGAUGUUUCUCUCUCUA
This is a messenger RNA of Eutrema salsugineum, 2685 nucleotides long. Its product is annotated as probable inactive receptor kinase At3g08680. NCBI's taxonomy places the organism in Eukaryota, Viridiplantae, Streptophyta, Magnoliopsida, Brassicales, Brassicaceae. Gene Ontology annotation, biological process: protein phosphorylation. Gene Ontology annotation, molecular function: ATP binding; protein binding; protein kinase activity. The transcript is spliced from 3 exons. The record is from RefSeq and is a predicted model, not a curated record. The coding region runs from base 517 to 2436 and encodes 639 amino acids.